This is a messenger RNA of Capra hircus (goat), 1424 nucleotides long. RefSeq names its product acetylserotonin O-methyltransferase-like (gene ASMTL). Gene Ontology annotation, molecular function: O-methyltransferase activity; nucleoside triphosphate diphosphatase activity. NCBI's taxonomy places the organism in Eukaryota, Metazoa, Chordata, Mammalia, Artiodactyla, Bovidae. The record is from RefSeq and is a predicted model, not a curated record.
CCUGGGCCGGGCGGCUGCGCGCUCGCAGCGCGGGUCCCCCGGCACUGGUCUCCCGGCGCGGGCGCGGGGCGCCAUGCUGCUGCGCCCGGUGAUCGGGAAGCUGCAGCACAAGCGCGUGGUGUUGGCCAGCUCCUCCCCGCGCCGCCGGGAGAUCCUCAGCAAUGCUGGCCUCAGGUUCGAGGUGGUCCCGUCCAGGUUCAAGGAGCAGCUGCACAAGGGCUCGUUCGCCGGCCCGCAGGCGUACGCCAUGGAAACGGCCAAGCAGAAGGCGCUGGAGGUGGCCGACCGGAUGCACCAGAAGGACCUGCGGGCUCCGGACGUGGUCAUCGGAGCUGACACAAUCGUGGCGGUCGGGGGGCUGAUCCUGGAGAAGCCGGUGGACAAGCAAGACGCCUACCGCAUGCUGUCGAGGCUCAGCGGGAAGGAGCACAGCGUGGUCACGGGCGUGGCCAUCGUCCACUGCUGCACAAAAGACGGUCAGCUGGACACUGAGGUGUCCGAGUUCUACGAGGAGACCACGGUGAAGUUCUCGGAGCUGUCCGAGGAGCUGCUGUGGGAAUACAUCGACAGCGGGGAGCCCAUGGACAAGGCCGGCGGCUACGGGAUCCAGGCGCUGGGUGGGAUGUUGGUGGAGUACGUCCGCGGCGACUUCCUCAAUGUGGUGGGCUUCCCGCUGAACCGCUUCUGCAAGGAGCUGGCACGCCUGUACCACACACCCCGGGCCCCCGGCACCCCGCAGCCGGUCCAGCACGACUCCAUCCCAGCUGUCGACACGUUCGAGGAUCUCAGCAAUGCUGAGGGAGGCGGCUCUGACCCCGCUCGAGCCAGCGGGGGCCUGCAGGCUGGCGGGGCGCGGCAGCAGGCUCCCCGCACCCAGGAGGCGGACCUGAACGGGGUGACGGUCAGCCAGCCCGGGCUCCCCGCGGGCCUCCUGGAGCUGAUGGACGGCUUCAAAGCAUCCAAGGUCCUGCUCACGGCUUGCAAGCUCCAAGUGUUCGAUGUACUGAAAGACCGAGGACCCCUGUCAGCCACAGACGUCGCCCGCGAAAUCGACGCCUCGGUGGGCGGCACCGCGCACCUGCUUGACGUCUGUGCAGCCCUGGGGUUGCUGGACAAGUCAGACAGAGGUUACAGCAACACGGAGACGGCCAGCCUGCACCUGGCGUCGGACGGCGAGCAGUCUCUCCACGGCCUGGCCGCCUACCACGACGGGCCCGUCUGGGACGCCUUCACGCACCUGGGCCGGGCCAUGCGGGAGGGGGCAGCGUGGACCCCAGAGCCGCUGCUGCAGGGCCCCGACAAGUGGAGCACAGAGGCGACCCUGCAGUUCAUGAGGGCCUCGCACGGCCUCAGCAAGCUGACCGCCCAGCACGUGGCCACGGCCUUUGACCUGUCCCCGUUCACCUCCGCCUGCCACCUGGGAG